This is a messenger RNA of Trichomonas vaginalis G3, 952 nucleotides long. RefSeq lists its product as uncharacterized. The record is from RefSeq and is a predicted model, not a curated record. The transcript has a single exon. NCBI's taxonomy places the organism in Eukaryota, Parabasalia, Trichomonadida, Trichomonadidae. The annotation marks the transcript as partial.
AUGGACAUGCCUUUCGAUGUUAGUGAACCUCAAGUUGAAGGACACGACGGCUUUGCCAGAUUCUACUGGAAACAUGACGAACAAUUGCAUCCUUUGAGAAGGAAAAAAGGAAAAGGUGAAGACGCACAUGCUCCCAUGGAAAGAACAAGAUAUGCAUAUGAAAAGUAUCGUGAAGUUAGAAGUCAAAUUACAUCUGGUCGAACCUUUACAGUAAACUUUGACGAAGGAAAGAACAAAGAAGGCUUCAUGGGAGUACUUGCUGCAAUUCAAGACGGAAAUAAGAAAGGACACAAUGUCAGAUUGACCAUAACAGAUUUGGAUGGUCACAUUUACUAUGCACAUGGCAAUGAACAAACAGCCGCAAAACUUCUUGACGCUUUCAAGACUACAAAGAGAGAACAAAUGGUUGACUCCGACUCAGACAUUUUGAAUGCAAUUGAAGGAAUUGCAAGUGUCAAGUUCGAAUGGUACCAACCUAACCCUCAAGCAGUCAGACAACAUGCUGGAUACUUCCCGUUCAUAAAUAAGUCUGACAUUGACUUGACAAGGUAUGGAAUUUACAAUUCAAUUGAAACAAUUGUCAAUGAACCUUGCAUUCUUACAUGUCUCAGGAACUCUGGUCUUGUUACAGAUGAGAAGAUGAAGUAUCUUGAGUCAUGUGUGAAGACAAGGUACAUUCUCAGAGGUCAAUUGGCAAAAAUUGCACCGUUGGCAAAUGUCAAUAUCCGAGUCAACAUACCUACAGCUAAAGGUUCUUCACAUGACGACUAUGUUGUUGACAAAGACUUACCAUGGUUGAAGAUUGUAAUUGUCCACAACCACUUCAUGUUGAACGAAAGUCUUACAAACCCAUUCUUUGGUAAAAGUAAGUGCAACAUUGUCAGAGCUGUAAACAUUCUUUUCGAGAAAGGUUUGUUGGAACCAAUUCCAGAUGACAAGCUGACAGAAACUU